AAUUCGCAACCAUCUUCUGUUCUUCAACUGUCAGCUUUUGGAAAGCAGCCAUCAAACAUAAUCAGUACGAUCAAUAUCACACCCUACUUUCUCGCUGCUGCUUUCGUUUUGGGUGCCUUCUUGUUACCACUAUCGAAGUGCACCAUUACCACGCCUAGCGAUUCGGAAGUACUUGGCCUGUGAUUGGCCACGACGUAAGUGUCCCGCGCGUCGCGUCGUCUUCCUUGACCCUCCAUGUUCAACACCACCUGUUUGAUGACUACUCUAAUCAUGGACAGUCCAUACAGCCGUAGCCACAUCUUUCGCGCUUCAAUCGCGUGAUGGCCUCUAAGAAGCGCAAGAGAACGAGUGAUAACAAUCAGAGUGACAAGCCGCUGCGCGCAAAGAGCAGAGCUAUCAUUACCGAACGAGAGUCUGGUACAGGUACAGACACGGCUGCACAGUUGAAGGAGAAGGAGGGAAAGAUUGCACAGAAACCAGCAACCACAAGCGGAACCCGAAAGCGCGGCCGACCGCCGAAAGAUCCCACGGCGAAGCCAUCCAAGAAGCCCAAGCCUACAUCGCGGCGCGCAGUCGCAAGCUCGAAUUCCACAACUUCACCUUCGGUACUGUCAACUCGUGCGCCUUCCGAUCCCAGCCAGCAAGAGCUACGUAGGUCCAAGCGCAACAGUCGAAGCUCCGCGCAUCCCACUCUCGCUGCCCGCGCGCCUUCACCACACGUCGAACCAACGCUGCAUAAUCCCUCGAGCCUCCAGCACUACAAAUAUUUCUCCCAAGUUGAAUCGACGCAAGGUUCGCCAGCGCGCACACAAUUUCGAAGCUUCAUUUCAUCACAGUCAAGCUCCUCCUCAAGCUUCAGGGUUACGGGCGAGGUUCCUGAUUCAGAAUCAGAGCCGGAAGACGAGAUUGACGACCCGUCGGCUAGCUUUCGUUCUGCAACUCAAACCCUAUCUCAAUCCGCAUCGAGCCAGUCGAACAACAACGGUCAAUUCAGGCACGAGUCUACAACUAUCGAUACCUCGCCGGUAGCUUCGCCUGUUUCGCUCUCAUUCUCGAUACCCGAAACAGAACCCGAAAUUGAAUCGUCACCUGCGGCGCAAAGAAUUGUUGAGGAGACCGUUCUUGAACACGUAUCGGACGCCCAAUUACACGAAGCCAGCAUUCGAGAGAUACCCGAUACUUUCGAGACUGGGCGCACUCUAUCUACUGUCGAAAAAUCGUCGGGCCACAGGACCCAGCAACCUCAGGAAGGACCUGUAGACGUAUCCCAGGGCCUCGCAAAAGAGUCGACCUCGCAAGCUUGGUCUGACCUGGAGGAACAUUUACGGACCUUGCACCAAAGUACUCCGUCGGUCCAGGAACGUGAAGGGUCUAUCCAGGUGCUCGAGCAGGCCGUAGAAUCUAUCGACGUAGCACUACAGGACGUGCCACAAAGCAUCGCACAAGAAAUCGAGCCUUUGACACAAAAACGGUCGCAGAGUGUUCAUCGAAGCUCCAUAGAAGAGAUCUCCCUUCAGGGCUCGCAGGCUUCAAGACCAAGUGGGCUCCAGCAAGCGCCUCAAAGCCCAUUGGAAUACUCGCUGCCCCGCGAGAUUCCAUCCACAACCCAGACGGUGCAAACACCCUCGCAACAGUGUGGCCGGCAACAGUAUCAACCCGAAAGCGACGAGCAGACUACACUCCUUGACUCAAGUAUCUACACUUCAUCGCACCCUCAGGCACAGGAAGGACAGUCACAGUCCAGGGAGUUGGGGGCGAACCAGGUCCGAACGCGUUCAGAAGGGCAAUUAGAAGACUCUUCGAAAGAGGUUCACGCUCACCAGUCAUUGUCCUUCCCACGGACCGACUCUUUUCCGGAGCUCCACCCAGCCAGCCGAAGCACGUUCCGCGAUACCGUUGCUCUGAUAGCCCAAGCCAUCAACAACUGCCAAACUCCCAGUGAACGCCAAGACAUUGCCAAGGCUACUCGCGCUAACGGCGAUCAUUCGCAUCUCGCGCGUCCUUCACAACCUCCAGCUCAGAGGCAACAGGGACAGUCUCUCCCUUACGAUCCUGUGUUGGAAAUUCAGCAACAAGAUACAAGGGCUGGCGAAACAAUCCCUGAGCGGUAUAGUGACACUGUCGAUCGUCUUUCGCGCCACGACUCUUCUCAAGAGUCUCCAAGUCAGUCCUGCGAGGACUCAUCACCAGUCCCUCAGCCACCGAAACAGUCAUUAGGAACUUCGCACUCAAGCGGCAACGUGCCCAGACGGCCGGAAAGGCUUACCGAUUCAUUCCUCAACACCGUCAUGAACACUAAUGAACACUCUGCCUCACCCCGGAGGGAUGUCCCACCGGCGACUCCGGGACUUUCUUCAGCUCCGGGAGACCCACUCGCAAAUGAGUCUCCUAUUGGCAGCAGUGGUGUAGGUACCGGUCCAGGGCCUGAGCCGACGUCGACACCACAGUCAUUUAAGGCCAGGUUCCAAGCUUCACGCGCCAAAUUACACACUACACCCGAUCAAGAUGACAAGGCAUCCCGGAGGCACGAAACCCGUAAAUUCGAGACGCGGGAGAGUAAAUCGCGGGAAUCAGGUUCACGAGCGCAAUCAGAAGCCGUGGAAAAGAUACGCGAUCUCGAUCGACUGACAGCGCCUGAGACUGGCACACGGUCACCAUCCACAAUUCCUGAUCGUCUCCCUGUCCCCCAAGAACCGACCCCCUUGAGAGCUGUGGCUACUUCGAUCCCCGCGCAUGUGCCGCCAGUGGCUCAGAACCAGGAAGAAACCACAGCCGAGCUUGAGGUUGCGUCCUCAUCUGUCCCAGAAGAUGUCGAUAUGGGCGAGGCUUCAUACAGCGAUAAUGAAGAGGAUGAGAGUCUCUUGAUUGAUGACGUUGAAUUGCAGGAUAAUGAAUACAUCGUCCCACUUCCCUUUCAAGGCCGGCAAGCGGACGCUUAUCGGAGAAGCAGCGCAGGACUUGAUGGUCUUUAUAUGUCUUAUGCUCAUGACCGUCAAGACAUUCAAAUCAAGAUCGAUGAAAGACUGAACGAGCUGCGUUCCCUUGAAACGCACAUUGAUCUUGUGCGGAUUGCGAACUCGACACCGCAGCCGCAUGAUGUCCAACAGGUACAAGACGACCACUUCGCCGCUUGGAGUAAACUCAACUCCAUUAAGUUCAGGUUUCUUGGCGAACUCUUAUCGAGGUUGGAAGCACGAGAUCUGCACGUCAUCGUGUUGAUUGAUGACCAGAACAAUACCCGGCUGUUUGGUCUAGUGGAAUCGUUCAUGCGAGGCAUCAAAUUCACCUUCCAAUCUCCAAGUACUGGACAGUCGUUUAGUGCACUGAACGAGCCUAACAAAGAGAGCAAGCGGUUGAAGGUCACAAUACUCGCAAGCACUGAUUCCCGUGUUCUACGUGAGGCUCAUCUAAUUGUGUGCCUCGAUGGCAAACCAAAUGUCACGACAAUCCGCAAGAAGCCAUGGGCCCUCAAACCUGACCGCUCUGGUGUCCCGCUCCUCCAGAUGGUAAUACCUAGAACAGUCGGCCACAUUGAUCGGUAUCUGUCUCCGAAGCUCGAUCCAAAGCGGAGGUUGGUCACAAUCAUAACAACCUUAUCACAGUUCGUAACCCAGGGCAGCGUGGGCUGCGUCGCCGAUAGUAGUCCGCCAGCGCCGCAUAUCAAGACGAAGGUAGACGAUAUGGAUGUAAAGACGAAGGCAGACGAUAUCGUCAAAUUUAUCCUUCCUGAUCAGGAUGAGUCAGCGCUGUCUGAGUGGCCACUUCCCACUCUUGGGACUAUCAAAAAUGACAUCGAGUACCAAUCUCAGCUAUCCCAGCAGUCCCAGGACGCACUUGGCACGACAGUUUCUUUGCCUGGUUCACACGCAGCCAAUAAACGGCCUCUAAUUCAGAACAAUGACCGGGAAGAUCCUGCGAAGAGGAUGCGAUUCACACCUCAACCACAGCCACAAGCGAGUACCAGUCAUAUCAGUGACUCCGAACCUGCAACCUCACUCUCCAUUGAGCAGCAGCUGGAGUGGUACAAACAAGAGAACAAACGCUUGCGUGAAGUCACUCAAAGUUAUAUCAACCGUCAAUGGCAGUACGAAGAAAUGAGCCGCAAGUACAAAGCGAUAGAGACUAGAGCGGAGCGUGCCGAAAAUCAGCGUGACAUGGGCAAGGAACGAGAAGAUAAACUCCGCGAGCAACUCAAUACCAGGACCCUAGAUAGCGUUGAGCAGAUGAAGAACGUCGAGGAGUUACGGGACGUCAAUCUCCUCUCCGAAGACGCCAAAGUUCGAACAAUCGCCAAGCAGAGUGGCGAAAUCGAGCGUUUGAAGGACGAUCUGGCUAAAGAGAGGAAGGCGAAAGAGGACGCCAUCACAUCCAAGAAAUCCACCGAAACCACCCUGGAAUACGUGAACGACCAGCGACGUAAGGCGCAAGACGCGGCAGAGGCCGCAACCCAAAGGGCCGAUGAACUCUCGAAGGCCAACGCAAAGCUUGAACGUGCCGCGAAAGCAAAGGCCCUCCUCCUCCCAAAGUUCAACGAGCAGCAGAAGCGUCAACACGAUCAGGCCCUCGCCCUUGUAACCGCCGAUCGUGACAACCUCAAGAAACAGCUCCGCGUCCAGGCUGAAAAGAACAAGACGCAGGCGACAGAACUGGAUCGCUUCAAGAUGACGCGAGGCGUUGGUGGAGGCACGCGUGCCGCUAGUGUCGGCGCCGGCGCCCGCACACCGCGCCCUGGAAGCAGAGCAGCGAGUCCGCUGCCGAACGGCAGGGACCGAAUCGCGAACCUGAGGAAUGGAUAGGUCCUCGGUUCUUCUGCUUGUGCUCCCCUUCCUUCCAAAGGUCACUGUAGCCCUGGUCGUACAGGCACGCAAAAUCCCACUACGAGAAAAGGUGGACAAAGAGAAAACCACCGGCACCAAGCAGCAAAGGGCGAACGAGCGAGCUUGAGAUCAAUUCUGAGUGGACAAAAUGGAGAAGGAGGAAGUCAAACGGCGGCGCGGACUUGCUAAGGUUGCAUUCAUGGAGCAAACUGCGUUUUGGGCUAACGAUGGGACGGACUCGGAUUGAGCAUUUGGCGGUGUCCGUCUGUCCAUCAUGGUAAUGUCUU
Molecule: messenger RNA, 5104 nt
Organism: Paraphaeosphaeria sporulosa
Lineage: Eukaryota; Fungi; Ascomycota; Dothideomycetes; Pleosporales; Didymosphaeriaceae
Exons: 2
Coding region: 321-4796 (1491 amino acids)
Source: RefSeq, a predicted model, not a curated record